Molecule: messenger RNA, 693 nt
Organism: Solenopsis invicta (red fire ant)
Lineage: Eukaryota; Metazoa; Arthropoda; Insecta; Hymenoptera; Formicidae
Exons: 1
Coding region: 1-693 (230 amino acids)
Source: RefSeq, a predicted model, not a curated record
AUGGCUGACAAAAUCAAAUUAAUUAUUCAAAAACGGACGUCUUUAAAAUCACAACUCACUAACUUGAGUAAUAUUCUCGACAAAGGUAGUGUUGAUCGUUCCUUAAUAAAACUAAGAAUGAAUCGUAUCACCGAACUGUAUCACGCGUUCGAAGGAUAUAACGAUGAGCUCGCGUUGUUAGAUCCGAGUGAGGCGCAUCAAUCCGAAUUUGAAAACGUACAAGAACGUGAUUAUUUAAUCGCGAGUAAAGUAGAAAAUAUUUUACAUCCGCCUGAUACAACGGAGACAGAAUCUAACGUGUCGAUUAACGGAACUCGUAGUGACAGCACGGAAACAAUAAUUAAAAAUCGACGAAUCAAAUUACCGGAAGCUUCUUUACCGACUUUUGAUGGAAAGUACGAGAAUUGGCUGUCGUUUAAGAAUGCAUUUGCUAACAUGAUCGGCUCCCGAACCGAUCUGUCCGAUAUUGAUAAAUUACAUUAUUUAAAAUCAGCUUUGAUCGGAGACGCAGCAAGCAAAAUUCGAAUAUUCGCAAUUGACGGGAUCAAUUAUACUAAAGCAUGGGAAUUACUUGAACGCGCCUACGAAGUCAAGCGGAUUUUAAUAUCGCGACAUUAUUCGAUGAUUCUCAAUUUGCCCGCGAUAGACAAGGAAUCUACUAGCGGGUUGCGCAAACUUGCGGGUGACGCAUAG